CAAGUUCAUCUUUCUUUUUGUUUUUGGAAUUUGUACUUUGGAUUCACCUGUUUAUUUCCUGAUAGUUGUAGAUAUAAUUAUUGUGCAGUGAACUGUGAUAUAAUAACCAUCAAAAUGUGUUCAUUAACAAAAACAUUAACGUAUCUGAGAUAUAGUAACAGAAUUUUAGGAUUAUCUCCGAGAUUAUAUUCAUCAAAUACACCUCAAUAUGAAACUUUAGCUGUGUCAGUGCCGAAAAAAUAUGUAUAUCAUGUUGAAUUAAAUAGACCUAAAAACUUCAACACAUUCACACCUACAAUGUGGAAAGAGCUGGUCACUUGUUUCUCGGCGUUAAGUGAUAACCCAGAGUGUAGAGUUGUCAUACUAUCAGGGCAAGGAAAACAUUUUACUGGAGGUAUUGAUUUGAAUGGUUUUGUGGAGAGUGCUAGUAAGGCGCAUGAAUUGAGUGAUGUAGCGAGAAAGGCGAGAUUCUUGUACAAAAUGAUUGGACAAUAUCAGGAUGGUAUAACAGCAUUAGAAAACUGUGUGAAACCAGUACUUGCAGUUGUUCACAGCGCAUGCGUCGGAGCAGGAGUUGAUUUGAUUACAGCCGCAGAUGUUAGAUAUUGUACAGAGGAAGCUUGGUUCCAAGUCAAAGAAGUGGAUGUUGGCUUGGCCGCUGAUGUUGGUACUCUGCAGAGGUUACCAAAGGUCAUAGGCAGUACAUCCAUAGCCCGAGAACUUUGCUUCACAGCGAGGAAGUUGCCCGCUAAAGAGGCAUUGGAAAUUGGACUUGUUAGUAAAGUCUUUCCUGAUAGAGAUAGUGCAAUACAACAAGUGCUAGAAGUGGCACAGAUUAUCGCAUCAAAGAGUCCUGUAGCAGUACAAGUGACCAAACAAUCAUUGAUAUACUCACAAAGUAGACCUACUCCGGAAGGGUUGGAACAUAUUCGUGUAAUGAAUCAAACGAUGCUACAAAGUGACGACUUAACAAAGUCAGCGAUCAGUCAAGCAACAAAAACUGAAGCCGAGUUUGAUGAUUUGUAAUAUAUUGGAAAUUAAUCAAUUUUUUUAUAUUUUUAUAUAAUAUAAUUAUGUAAUCAAUAUACAAGUUUGUACAUGA
Molecule: messenger RNA, 1102 nt
Organism: Papilio xuthus (Asian swallowtail)
Lineage: Eukaryota; Metazoa; Arthropoda; Insecta; Lepidoptera; Papilionidae
Product: delta(3,5)-Delta(2,4)-dienoyl-CoA isomerase, mitochondrial
Exons: 9
Coding region: 115-1026 (303 amino acids)
Cellular component (GO): mitochondrion
Molecular function (GO): delta(3,5)-delta(2,4)-dienoyl-CoA isomerase activity
Source: RefSeq, a predicted model, not a curated record